This is a messenger RNA of Ananas comosus (pineapple), 3915 nucleotides long. RefSeq names its product disease resistance protein RGA2-like. The coding region runs from base 1 to 3915 and encodes 1304 amino acids. The transcript is spliced from 3 exons. The record is from RefSeq and is a predicted model, not a curated record. Gene Ontology annotation, molecular function: protein binding; ADP binding. Gene Ontology annotation, biological process: defense response to other organism. Lineage: Eukaryota; Viridiplantae; Streptophyta; Magnoliopsida; Poales; Bromeliaceae.
AUGGCUGCAGCAGCGGUAUCUGUCAGUCUGCUGUGUUCAUUCGUGGACGUGCUGAUCGCGAACAAGCUUUCGGCCAAGGCGCUGAAAGAGCUUGGCUCGCAAUGCGGAGUCGCGCAGGAGCUCGACAGGGCACGGAGCCUGCUGGAGGCGACGGCGCUAGUCAUCCCGGCCGCCGAGAGAAGAAGCUUGGAGGGCGACGUGGCCGCGCGGAGCUGGCUUUCAGGCCUUGCAGACGCCGCUUACCAUUUGGACGGCAUGCUUGACGAACUGGAGUGCGAAGCUCACCGAUCCCUGACGGAGGUACGUGGCGAUACAUAUUCUUUCUCCGCCUUCUCGCACAGUUUUCGUACUGUUUUCUUCGCAAAAUUUAAGACGACGGUCGAGAGGCUGCACGCUUUUGAUAAAGAAAAGCACGCUCUCGGCCUUAGAGCUCCGGAAAGGAAGAGACGUGUUGUCGAUACCAAACUUAGGUCCUAUUCGAGCAAAUUCAUCGGUAGAUGCGGGGAGAUCGAUAACAUUCUUAAAAGUUUAGUUACUCAGCAUUCCUCGGGUGAGAACAUCAAUGCCGAAACUGGUCUUACGCAACCUGUUAAUAAACUCUUAGAUACGAAGAACAUUUGCGUCGUAGCUGUCACAGGUCCUCAGGGGAUUGGAAAGACGGCUUUGGUGAAGAAAGUGUACCACCACAGAGUGGUUACUGAUUAUUUUCCUCUGAGGAUUUGGGUGUCUGUCUCGACCAGUCCGGUCGGAAGUGGUAUUCUUGACGGUGCUGUUGAUGACGUGAGUGAGCCGUACCCGUACAGCGGACCGAGCAGGCUCAGUACUCUAAGAUUGCUAGGAGAGAAUCUCAUCGAAUUACUCGCGGGAAGAAGGUUCUUGCUAGUUCUGGAUGGUGUGCAGACUGAGCACCUAAGCGACUGGGAACUGCUCUGCCGCAACUUGUUCGCUGGUGAAAGAGGAAGUCGGGUGGUGGCAACAACCAGGAGUUCCAGUGUCGCGAAGAUGAUGUGCACGGCGGACAUGUUCAGUCUCGAUGGUUUGUCGGAAUCUGAUUCAUGGUCGUUGCUUAAAACUUGCACUCCCACAGUUCUUUCCUGGAAAAAAAAGGGAAAUGGAAAAAAGAAGAAAAAUAGCACUUUCAAAUGCCGAGACCUGGAUAAGAAUGAAAAUUUAGAUGGUGUGGGUCAGGAAAUAACUAAGCUGCUAGGUGGCUCUCCCGGUGCGAUUCGCAUAAUCGCUAGCCUUUUACCGCAACAGCAGGAUUCUGAUUUCCGGAGGGAGAUCCCAGAAUCAUGCAAGGCUAAAGGGAGCGCGACGACGGAUGCCAUAGCACUUGUUCUUAAAGUUACAUACGACUCCUUACCUUCGCACCUGAAACUCUGUCUUUUAUGUUGUUCUUUGUAUCCUAGAGGCCACAAGUUUGAAAAACUAAACCUAGUCGAUACUUGGAUAGCGGGGGGCUUCGUACUCCCUAACAAAGAGGUAUCAAUUGAGGAACAAGCAAUCCGGUGCUUCGAUGAACUAUUAGCCAUGUCUUUCUUAGACUCGUGCGGCGAUAAAUAUUGUUUGCAUGAUUCUAUACAUCAAAUUUCAUCACAUAUGCUUGUGCUUUCGUGCUUACGACGUAACUGGUCGUCGGAAAUCCCUGCCGAAGCCGUCCAUCUAUCAUUGGUCUCUGGCAAUUUGCUCGCUUCGGAAUAUAAGUAUUUGUCCAAAUUUAAAAACCUUCGCUCGCUCGUAUUCCUGCGCGAAAGUAACUAUAGAUCUGAUUAUUUUACCGAAGAAAUAUUUCAAGAGAUGAAAUCCUUGCGGGUGCUCGACUUGAGUCACAGUGGCAUCAAAGAGGUGCCCAGUUCUGUCGGCGAGCUAACGCAUCUUCGGUUGUUGAAUCUUUCAUACACUUUAAUCAGCAGUGUGCCUGAGACACUAAACAAUCUCAGCAAGCUCCAGAUCUUAGAUUUAUCAGGCUGUCUCUUAUUAUUUGCUCUGCCCGCAUGGAUGAACAAGAUGACGAGCUUGCGACGCCUCAAAGCAAGUCCCAACUUAGCCUGCUCGAUAGGCGAAAUCGGAAAAUUGACCUCCCUUCAAAACCUGGAGGAGUUUAGGGUGCACAAAAGGGAUGGACGCAGGGUAACUGAAUUGAAGAACAUGAAUGAGCUUCACGGAAAGCUUCGCAUACGGAACGUCGAGAACAUCAGCAGCGGGGCAGAGGCGACGGAAGCAGGUCUUGAAAAGAAGGCUCAUCUCGAAAGGCUAGAAUUGGAAUGGUCUGAUGAUCGCCGUGAUACUCCGCUGGACGUCGAUGUCCUUGAAGGUCUCAAACCACCCUCGAGUAUCGAAAUGAUUGGCAUCACGGGUUUUAGCGGCAGUGAGCACCCGAAGUGGAGGUUGGCAAGACUUGCCCCGCCUCUCGGAGAUGCACCGCGCCUCAAAUUAUUGGAUCUGUGCAGGCUGGAAAGAGUGAGGAAGCUCGACAACCUCAUGUACGGGCUGCGGAAGUUCCCUUCUUUGGUGGAGCUGCGGUUACACGACCUGCGUGAGCUGAAGGAAUGGUUUGAUACAGACAAUUUUUGUCCGGCCCUUCGAGUGCUAGAAAUCAAGGAUUGUCCAAAUCUGACAAGGCUGCCUCUUCUUCCGCUGGCACUACAAGAGCUACGAAUAGAGAGAGUCGGACUGAAGACUCUUCUGGAAGACCACGCCAACUCGCCGCCGCGCCUCUUGCUCGUCUGCAUCGCUGAGUGCCCAGACUUAGAGUCCCUUGGAAUGGAACAGGUUAAAACUCUCGAGGUUCUGACGAUUCGGAAAUGCAAAAGUCUCGCAGCAUUACCAAACGGAUGGUGUCGGAAUUUACUCUCCCUGAAAUCUGUGAUGAUAGAAGAUUGUCCCAAUCUCACCUGUCCUCAUGACCAUUUGAUCUCCGGACUCUCCAUGUAUGUUCAUCAAUUCGUCGAGGCCAUAAAGAGAAAUCUUGCCGCGCGGGCGAGGAGCAUGCUCCACUUGACGGCGAUGUUACUGCAAGUCGUGGUCGCCUGCGAGACACCCACAAGGGGACUGGGAAUAAGCGUUCUGCUGUGUGCUUUGCUCGGUGCGCCGGCAUCCGCAUCGGAGCUCGAGGCUGCUGCUGCACUGCCGCCGUCGCUUAACGCUCUCAAGAUAGCCGGCAGCCCUCGCCUCGUGCGGAGGCCGCUGCUCGUCGAGCUGCAAUCCCGCCCGUCUCUCUCGUCCACCGUCGUCGGGGAAUUCUCCGACGUCGCCUCCUGCGUGCAGGCGGCGCUCCGGCACCUGACCGCCUUGCAGUCUUUGCGCAUUUCGUUCUGCGACGUCGCCACCGCCGCCGCCCGCUCGCCCUUCUCGGUCUCCCUGGAGUACAAUACCAGCCCGCCUAGCUACGAUGGCGGCGCCGCUUCUUCUAGAGCUGUCGUCACCGUCGGCAAAGUGGACCGCCGGCGGGGCAGCGCAAUCUCGGACCCCACCGCCCGACUCAUCGCGCCGCGCCAGCUCAAAUAUCUCAAGAUUCUGGAGCUGGCCGGCUGCCCGGACCUGCGGUCGUUCCCCAGCGACAGGAGGCAGCUGGAUCACCUGACGUCUCUCGAGGACGUGACUGUUGCCGACUGCGGCGAGCUUCGGUCCGUGCACCUCGGAGCUUUCGGCGGCAGCACCCUCAAGAGGUUCACGAUUCGGGACUGCGACAAGCUUACGACUUUCGCCGUCGAAGAUCACGGCCGGCCUCCGCGGAGACCCGCCGCCCUGCAACGGUUAGUCCUGCAGGGCUGCGCCAGACUUUCGCGCCUGCCGCCGAACUUACGAAGCCUCGAAUCGUUGGAGGUACUGCAUAUAGCGAAUUGCCCGCAGUUGCGCCGCCUGCCGGACGACGACGACCUCCCCGUCUCGUUGAAAGAAUUGCUAGUCCGGUGA